Trachymyrmex cornetzi is the source of this 3158-nucleotide messenger RNA. Its product is annotated as loricrin. The coding region runs from base 95 to 2569 and encodes 824 amino acids. The transcript is spliced from 7 exons. The record is from RefSeq and is a predicted model, not a curated record. NCBI's taxonomy places the organism in Eukaryota, Metazoa, Arthropoda, Insecta, Hymenoptera, Formicidae.
UCUCUGACCAUCGAGAUAUCAGCAAAACAGAUAAAACAAGGAGGAUUACUGUGUGUGAUAGGCAAAUUAUUUAUUUGCGAAAGUGGAAAUCGUCAUGAAGUUAUUUAGGUGUUUAGUGCCAGUAGUGGUGCUGCUAUUAAUUAAGAACUCCUCCGCGAGACCUGGUGUGUUAGGCGAUUUGAUCGGUCAGAACGUUGGUAGAUUGCUGGAUCCACUGGGAGUAUUCAGACCUAAAGGUAGCAAUGCCCACGCUAGCAGCAAUGUUCAGGCUUUGGGAGGAAACGUGAAUUUAGGACCUAUCGGUAUCGGUGGUGGAUUCUCCUCAGCUUCGGCUGAGGCGUCGGCGAACAGCAACGGUGGUUUAGCUUCGGCUUCAGCCAAAGCUGAUGCUCAUGCUAACGGAUAUGGAGGAUACGGUGGUUCGAACGCAAAUGCACAAGCAUCCGCUAAUGCUAAUGCACAAGGUUCUUCGGGAAAUCCUGAGGGGUAUGUUGGCAAUAAUGGUGGAAAUAGCGGUUAUUACCCUGGCGUUUCUCAUCAAGUCAGUCAACCAAAUUACGGAAGUUAUGGUGGCUCUCAGUCCAGUGCUAACGCUAAUUCGAACGCGAAUACCAAUGCCAAUGGCGGAGGGUAUUCUGUUGGUCCCUCUUAUUAUCCUUCUAGACCCCAAGCCAUCGACAAUGCUAACACUAAUGCUAAUGCAAAUGCGAACGCGGGUGCUAACAUCUUAGGUAGUGGCGGCGUGAAUGUGAUUCCCAACAAGUAUCCUGGCGGAGGAAUAGAUAAAAUAGAAGUAAUUCCCAUAAACACACUGCCGCUUUCUCAACCAACUUCGCCUGUCUAUUCGAUACCUCACCGGCCGCAAGGAACUAAUAAGGGAAAUGUGAUCGUCGUUGUCGAGGAAUCCCCGCAAUAUCCGCCGUAUCAUCGUCCGAGUCCUCCCCAUCGCCAUCAUCACCAACGUCAACCGCAUUAUGGUAAACCAAAACAGCAGCCCAUCGAGGUCAUCAUCAUUGAAGAGUCAAGGCCUAAUCCAGCUGGUGGCGGAAAUGGCGGUAUUCAAGGAACCCAUCCUGGAUAUAAAGACAAUCCGUUUUUAUCCAAUGGUGCUGGAUCAAACGCUAAUGCUAAUGCCCACGCUAGUGCUAACGCUCAAGCAGGUGCGAGUGCAAACGGCGGAGGUGGACACAAUUAUCAACAAGGUGGAUAUCAGCAAGGUGGAUAUCAACAAGGUGAAUAUCAGCAAGGCGGAUAUCAAUCAGGAGGAUAUCAACAAGGCGGACAUCAACAAGGUGGCAGCUACCCAAUAGAAUCAUCAGGACAUGAAAAUCCAAUUGGCAGUAAUAAUCCUUUUCUGUAUCCCGACGGGCAUUCCAGUGGCAACGUCGGUGCUAAUGCUAACGCAAAUGCUGGAGCUGGUGCCAUCGCCGGAGGACAACCGAUAGGUACCAAUAAUCCGUUUCUUAAUGGUGGCGUAUCCCAAAAUAUCGGAGGAGGAAACUAUCCAGGAAGUUCAAGCGUUUUGAGCGAUAAACCCAAAGGGGGGAGCAUUUCUACCACUUAUCCGGGACAAUCAUCCGGAGGAUUCCCUGGCUCAUUCGGAUCGGCGGGAGCCAAUGCUGGCGCCAACGCCAAUGUCGGCGCUGGAGCUGGUGGUGUUGGAGGAGGUCCGAUCAAACAAAACCCAAUAGUUAACUCUGGUGGACAUGGUGGCGGAUCUUCAGGAGUUCUUGGUGGUUACGAAGAUCACGGAUCUAGUCCAAACUUCGAUGGAUUUGGAGGACAAGUCGGUGGUUUAUCUGGUGCUAACUCUAAUGCUAAUGCUAACACUGGAGCCACUAACACUGGAGGAUCUGAUGGACAUGGACCCAUUUUCGGAGAGUCCGGAGGUCACGGGGGAUCCUCCGGAUACGGUGGGGGCUCUUUCGGUGGUCAAGGCAGUGGAUUUGGAACCGAUGGUGCAAAUAUUCACGGUGGACAUGCUGGAGGUUCUUCCGGAGCCAACGCUAACGCCAACGCUAAUGCCAAUGCCAAUGUCGGAACCGCCGGAACUAUUCAUGGAACUAUCCCCGGAGGAUCUGGAAGUCACGGAGGAUAUGGCGAAGGCUCGCUCAGUGGCCACGGUAGCGGUGGAUGUGCACAAUGUGGCUCUUUCGGUCUUGGUGGAUAUGGCGGUGAUUCUUCUGGUGCUAAUGCCAAUAGUAACGCCAAUGCUAACGCUGGAAGUUUCGGUGGCUCUGGUGGAUACGGAAACGAUGUUAAAGGAACAGGACAGGCCGGAGGACAUGGUGGUCAAAGCGGAUUCGGUAAUCAAGGCGGAUUCGACGGAUCAGUCGGAGGAGGCUCAAACGCCCACGCACAGGCGUCUUCUAAUGCAAUUGCGUCCGGCGGUGGAUCGGCAUCAGCAAAUAGCAAAUCGUCAGCUCUCGUUAACGGAUCAGGAUCCGCAAAAGCCGACGCGUCCAGCAGUGCGUCUUCAGGAUCUUACGGUGAAAUAGGACCGAAAAGUUCAGCGUCAAGUCAAGCAUCAGCUUCAGCCGAUACCAGGGAUAUGCUGAUUUUUAAUUAAACAUUGUGAUAUAACGAAAGGAAUCGACGAGGAAACUCGAAAGUCUUCUUGGCCAUAAUAGCGAUAUAAUACUCCGAUUUAUAUUUCGAUGUUCCACGAACAAACUUACUUACGCGGAAUAUUAUAUUGUUUAAUUUUGCGACGAGAAUUAGAGAUUAAUUAUUGAAAAAUUAGAAGUAUGCAUAUCAUAAAACUGUCUAUUAAUAAAUACGUUUAAAUUGAUAAUCACGAGUUAUAAAUUUGAACGUAUUGUUAGAAAUUGUCAUUAUAAAUAGGAGAUUUGAUGUCGAAAAUAAGUAUAAUUUUAAAAAUAGAUAAACACAGUCUUGAGCAUUUAUUAGAAAACGUGUAAGGACAACUAUUUAUUUAUAUUUAUAUUGCAAAUCGUGUUGAAGGCAGAUCGAAUAUUGUUUCGCUCGAUGUAAUGAAAUGUGUAAGAUGAAAAUUACGACAUCAGAACUUAAGACAAAAAGUUUUUUGGCUCAUAGAAAUAUAAUUUAUAGACAAGCCCGUUUUCAGUUAAUUAAUGACAUAUCUGCCUUAGACUAAAUCAUUUUUAUAUUCAUAUCCAAGACAUUCUGUAAUCAGA